AUGAGCUCAUGUUCUCGCCUUUUAGAUGGCGUGUCACUCGAUCUGAUUUUGACCGAUUGGUUAAAAAUAUACAUCACAGAAAUAUUAGUUAUUUUGAAGGUACAUGGGAAAAAUGUACUAGAAGGUAAUAUUGCUGAAAUGAAAUGGGCGAUUUGGCGACGAAAUCAGGAUGAUAUCUCAGGUGAUAUUGAUGAUGAGGAAGAUAAGGCUGAUGAAGAUUGUGCUAUCAUCGCUAAAACAUUGAAAAAUACAGCUAGUCGCACAGAACUCGAGAAACUCAUCAAAGAAGUACUCAUAUUUCACUGUGUUCCAUCUCAUCCAAAUCUUGCUCAGGUAAUCGCGAUUGCAUCAUUUGGAAAAUUCACUCGUUUGGCUGAUAUAGUAGAUUUUCCACUGAUUUGCUAUAAGCAUCAAGGUUUUGGGAAUUUGAAACAAUUUCUUCAACUAUGCCAAGAAAACGAAAAUAUUGAGCCAAGCAAAGAGGAAUAUAGAAGUUUAAGAACUCAUGAAGUUGUUUCAAUGGCUAUGCAAAUACUUAGUGCAAUAAUUCACCUCCAUAAGCAUGGUGUUAUUCAUAAAGAUAUUGCUGCCAGAAAUUGUCUGGUAAGCGAAAAAAAUCAUGGUACUACGAAUCGUUUAUUUGUCCAGUUAUGUGAUUCGGCUUUAGCCAAGGAUUUCUUUCCAAAUGAUUAUUACUACUUCAAUAAUAACGAAGCAAAACCAAUUAAAUGGAUGGCAUAUGAAAGCUUGAGAUCUAAUUCAUUUAGUAAAUCUACAGACGUCUGGUCAUUUGGAGUAACUUUAUGGGAAUUAUCAUCAUGUGGACAGCAACCAUUUGACGCUAUAGAUCCUGGAAAUAUAAUAACGGUUCUCGAACAAGGAAGUCGUCUUCCACAGCCUUACAAUUGUCCUGACGAAUUGUAUUGGUUAUAUUAUAUUGGCUUAAAGGAAAAAUGA
Molecule: messenger RNA, 957 nt
Organism: Dracunculus medinensis (Guinea worm)
Lineage: Eukaryota; Metazoa; Nematoda; Chromadorea; Rhabditida; Dracunculidae
Source: the annotation of a GenBank genome assembly